Cherax quadricarinatus is the source of this 2389-nucleotide messenger RNA. Lineage: Eukaryota; Metazoa; Arthropoda; Malacostraca; Decapoda; Parastacidae. The record is from RefSeq and is a predicted model, not a curated record.
UCAGCCAGUUGGGUCCGUGGCCAGAACCGACACUGGUAUCUGGGUGACUGGGAAUGGGACCAUUAUUGGUAUCAGGGUGACCUUAUACAGAACUAACCCUAGUACGGACACUUACACCGGGCUGAUAAACUCACAGGAGUAUAUAUAUAUAUAUACACCACUAUGGACAGAGCCCAGUAAACCUAGAAGAAUUGUCGACGAUAGACAGCUCUAGUAAACUAUACAAAUACUUUUGCAAACGAUAGAAGUACUUUUGUAAAUUACAUAAGGACUUUAGUAAAUGAUACAAGGACGUUUAUACACGAUAGGAUAAUUGUGCACGAUAGAACUACUCUUGUACACGUUACCAGAUACCUCGUAGAGAGUAUUAUCAGCAUGAAGCUGUUGGUCGGCUUCCUGGUGCCGCUGGUGAUGCUCUCCAGACUCUUCCACAACAGGCACAAGACGCAAAGUGAGGUGUGGGUGGCGGAAGGUUCUCCAGUGGUGUACGUGGCGGCAGUACUGGAAUAUGAACCAAACAAUGAGUGGAAUGAAGCUGGUGAUGGGGUAACCAUCAUCAGAGAGAACUCUCGUAUCUUGGCUGAGUAUGCUGCCCUGGCCAGGGCUGAGGGUGCAGACCUCCUGGUGGCUCCGGAGUAUGGUGUUCCAAGCCUGAUGAUAUUUCAGCUUGACGACGAAUUUUUCACCAUGGCGCAGUUCGUCCCGAACCCCGAUUUAAAGGCUGUCCCUUGUGACUUGGAUAUCGACCCCGGAAACAUCGAGGCCAUGAGGACCCUGAGCUGUGCUGCUCUGGAGAAUGAGAUAUAUCUAGUGGCAGACCUGAUUGAGGCGAGCCCUUGCAGGAAUGACACAGCUGAAAGUUACCCCUUCAAGACCUCUUUAGACACAGCAUACGAGUGUCCAGACACAGGUUAUAUCUACUACAACACGCAGGUCGUCUAUGACAGGCACGGCACAGUGAUUGCAAGGUACCGCAAGAAGAAUCUGUUCGGCGAGUAUCCUGUAUUACCCGGCACUGAGAGUGACGACACUGCUAUCUUCACCACAGACUUCGGUGUGACCUUCACACUCCAGAUCUGCUUCGACAUAGGUCACUACCACCCUGCCCUGAACAAUGUUGUGACUCGGGGCAUCACAGAUGUUAUCACCAGCUCAGCCUGGGUCGACAUGCUUCCCUUCUUAAUUGCUCCGGCUGUGCAGAAUGGCUGGUCUCGAGGACUGGGCGUCAAUCUGUUGUUUUCCGGUCAUCAUUUUCCCGAGAAAGGAAAACUGGGUUCCGGUAUCUACCGCGGUUAUACCGACCUCUCUCGGGAAUACGUCUACGAUCCUGACUCUGGCAACCAGAUGAUCGUCUCGGAAGUAGAGACGAUUGCUUCCGUUAGCGGUAAAUACAGACCCCGCUCCUCCUCCUCCACAGCUUCCAGCACUAAGGUUAUCAGCUUGGGAAGUAAGGAAGUAAGGGGUCGUAGCUUGGUCAAGACACCCCGAGUCCCUACCAGACAUCAUUAUAUGCACCCCAAAGACUUGCCUUCCUACUCACGAGCGGUUCUCAAUCACACUGGGUCCGGCAGAGAGCAUCUAAUACUCUAUGAAGACCUGUCUACUUACUCUCAAGUGGUUCUCGAUAACAGUGAAUCUGGCAAGACACAACAAGCUGACGUUUGCCACAAUGACGGCUUCUGUUGCACUCUCACCUACCCAGCCACCUCUUCCCUCAAUUACUCCUUGGUAGCCUACAGUGGGAUCAUUAAUAGCCUAGAACAAUAUAAUCUCUACAUCCAGACGUGCACUGUGCUCUGGUGCCUCACAAAUGACAUUAACACUUGUUCUCACAUAAACAAAGGUCUUCCACAUAAUGACCAAUUUGGUCCAUUUACAGUUUCGGCAAAUUUCAGCACUGAUUAUGUUUAUCCAAUGUUUUUAACCCGCAAUCUUACUCUCGUGGAUAAUGAGGAGUACACAACCAGCGCUGAGGGACCCGCACACACAAUGUCCACACAAGAACCAACACUGAACAUCCUAACUGCUGGACUCGUCGGUCGCUGGUACGAUCAUGCCUAGUAAACUAGUCUGGAAAGGCAGUCACACACACACACACACACACACACACACAUACACACACACACACACACACACACACACACACACACACACACACACACACACACACACACACACACACACACACACACACACACACACACACACAAAGUCCCACACUGAGCAAAACAUUGUUAAUUAAGAUUAUGUAUGUGUCAAUGAUUCACCUACUGCCUAACAGACAUACAUAUUAGAUUGAAGGAAAGAGGACAGACACUCCGCUAUUUAAUUAACUGUUGUAAUUACCUGUUUUAGCCCACUGAUUAAAAAAAUAAAGCUUUCUAUGUUC